AUCUUUUAUCCUCCUGACCGGGCGGCUUUUUGGAUAUCCUGGGUAGUGGUGGCGGUGGCGUUGGUGGACAACUACAUGUAGGCUAGAGUAGAAGUAAAGACACAGACAAUACCUGUCAACUCGCGACAAUCCUGAUAAAUGUAUCUAACUCCAGUAAAUUGCACUAAAAUCUAUAGAAAGCUGGUUUUCUUUCUUUAGUCUCCACUCGCCCUGUCUGAAUAUGGAUUCCAGAUAUAUUUUGGACAAGCCGUUGGUCGGGACGAGGGUCGGUGGUGCGGAUUUUCACUGCCGGGCAGGCCGCUCCGUGCUUCGCGACACCCGGGUCCCCACGGUGGAAAAAAGCGGUCCCAUGCCGGCGUUCACAAACGGGCCCGUCUUCUACCAAAUUGUAAUGGACGGCGGCUCCGCGGCGGAGGUUAAAAGCGAGAAAACCUCUCCUAAAGGGAACGGACUGUCUCUGGGUGGUCGGAUAUUGCUCGACAUGGAAAAAACUGGCCUGGGGGACCAAAAAGAUACCGGUUCCACUGGGAUCCUGAAGAGGGCCAGUCCUACUCACUGCCCAGGCAUAAAUGGGCAAAUGCCAGGCAGCUUCAUGCACUUGGACAUCAGGAACCCAGGGAAACAGGCAGAGAUGGCCAACAACUUCAGGGCAGCACAAGGGCAAAACAUACCACCGACAGAGAGACAACCUCUCCCCUCCUCCCACAUCCCCGUCCCCAGAAACAGGAAGCCCUCAGGUCAUGCUGAUAAGGAGGUGAUGGCUGCCACCGUCCUGACUUCACUGUCCACAUCCCCUUUGGUGCUCUACCCUUCUUCUGCACCCACAGUCCCAGAGCCAGCCAGCAGGGCUUGGAAAGAGGUGCUGUCAGCCAGCUACAGCAGUUCGACCAGCGGCAACUGGAGUUGGGAUGCCAGUGACCAAUCAGUGCCCUCCACACCGUCCCCACCUCUCUCCAACGAUGCCAACAAGAACUUCCUGCUCUCGUCCCAGGGUGAUGAUGUCAACGAGGAUGUCACAGAAAGCACGCACUUCAUGUUUGAGGACCCCAUACCUCGAAAACGAAAGAACUCCAUGAAGGUGAUGUUCAAGUGCUUGUGGAAGAACUGUGAAAAGGUCCUCAGCACCUCCUCAGGUAUCCAGCGACACGUCCGUACCGUCCACCUGGGGCGUAACAGCGACUCGGACUACAGCGAUGGAGAGGAGGACUUCUACUACUCAGAGAUCGAGGUCAACAUGGACAGCCUAACAGAGGGCUUGUCCAGCCUCACGCCCACCUCCCCGACCACAGCUGGUCCUCCGCCCGUCUUCCCUCCACCGCUCACAGAUGUCCCUCACUCCGAACACAUCAACAUGAACGGCUUGCAGAGCCACGUCCCAACACUGCUCAGCCAAUCAGCUCCCUCCACGCUCUGCCAUAUCCGCACUGACCACGCCUACCAGGCCACUGCUCCAGUGAGUAUCCCAGUGGGUCCUGAGCUGGCUGAGUUAGGCAGUGGUAAUGGGACCGGGCCUGGGACUGGGACUGGGACUGGGAAUGGCAUCAGUGUGUCGUGGCAGUCCCCUCCUGUCAUUUUCAAAGGCAUCCCGGGGCCCGUGACUCAUGUCCGGACAAUUAGCUUCGGAGAAAAGCGGCAGCCGGCAGCCAGCACACACACCACUGUUAACAAGAACCAUGCUUUGAUAACGCCGCCACCUAAAUCUACACCAGGAAACAGGAAACCCCGUGGGGAGGCAAAGAAGUGCCGAAAGGUGUACGGCAUGGAGAAGAGAGACAUGUGGUGCACAGCCUGUCGCUGGAAAAAGGCCUGUCAGAGAUUCACCGACUAAUCCAGCCCCCUUCCUCUGUCCGCAAGAUGAUCUCUAGCUUUUUCCGGAGCGACAGCGAGGUGGACUCUUCCACUGAGGAGAUUUCUUCACGAAGGAGCUCUUCAGUGCUGCUUCCUCCAGUCCAGCAGGGGGGUUCGCUUUCUCUCUUUUUCCGUUUCCAAACACGAAGAGAAAAUAUAAGCGGCAGGUAUAAACAAAAAACAAAAAAAUCAGCAAGAAAAAAAGAACUUUAUGCAGGUUUGGAGACUUUUUUUUAAAGACUGA
Messenger RNA from Thunnus maccoyii (southern bluefin tuna), 2092 nucleotides. RefSeq names its product SLC2A4 regulator (gene slc2a4rg). The transcript has 9 exons. The record is from RefSeq and is a predicted model, not a curated record. Gene Ontology annotation, cellular component: nucleus. Gene Ontology annotation, biological process: regulation of transcription by RNA polymerase II. NCBI's taxonomy places the organism in Eukaryota, Metazoa, Chordata, Actinopteri, Scombriformes, Scombridae. Bases 221 to 1828 code for a protein of 535 amino acids. Gene Ontology annotation, molecular function: RNA polymerase II cis-regulatory region sequence-specific DNA binding; DNA-binding transcription factor activity.